Messenger RNA from Lethenteron reissneri (Far Eastern brook lamprey), 1470 nucleotides. RefSeq names its product RING finger protein 32-like. The record is from RefSeq and is a predicted model, not a curated record. Lineage: Eukaryota; Metazoa; Chordata; Hyperoartia; Petromyzontiformes; Petromyzontidae. Gene Ontology annotation, molecular function: protein binding.
AUGGCAGCAGCAGCAGGACGCGGCGAUGAAGGCAGUGCCGCUCGAGACGACAGCUCGCUGGCAGACAACGAGGCGGCCUGCCCAAGGGCGUCUCGCCCAGGGAGCCCUUCGGUUGUCGGAGACGGACCCGGACUGUGGCUCUUGAGGGCCAUGCUGAGAGUGCUGCUGUCCUGCUCCCACGUCUUCCACCAGGGAUGUGUGGAGGCGCUGGAGCGAGUGGCGCGCUGCCGACGCUGCCCCGUGUGCCGCGUGUCUCCCUAUGAGGCUCGCGUCGUGCACGAAGCCUCCCGCCUCUACCGCCACAAGUGUGCCACGCGGCUGCAGGCGUGGUGGAGGGGCGUCUCUGCCCGGGCGCGGUUCCGCCGCCUCCGCGAGUCUGUGCCGCCCCGCGACCCCGCGCUGCGCCGCCGCUUCUACGAGAACAAGCUGCUGGUGCUGGGCGAGCGUCUGGUUCGUGCGUGCGACUCUGGCGUGGACGCCUUCCUGCGGGAGAUGGAGGUGGAGCGCGAGCGGCGAGCACAGCAGAGCGAGGGGGCGAGCGCCAGCUGGGACUGGGAGCGCAUCGAGGCCACGGCACUGGCGCGGGACCCACGCCUCUGCCCCAUCUGCCUCACCUCGCUGUGGACGCCGGCGCAGGAGGCUCCGGCUGGUGCCCGGCCUCUCCGGCAGCAUGGCGGUGUCGGGGCCACCAAGGGGAGGGGCCGGGGGAGCGCAGCUCCCCAAAGAGGGGGGGCGGCGGUCACGGAGAGACGGGAACAGAAGCCGGGGACGCGGAGAGGGGCGGCGAGGGCCGCUGCGGCCCCGAUCCCGGCGUGCCCCCCGGCGUGCCCCCCGGCGCGCCCCCCGGCGCUGACCCCAGCGGGAGCGCCCCCGGUGCUCCUGUCGUGUGCCCACGUGUACCACGACGCGUGCCUCGAGGCGCUGGAGGGGUUCUCUGUGGGAGUCCUGCGCCUCUGCCCUUUGUGCCGCGCUCCCUACAGCAAGAGGCUCCUGCGGGACCCCCGUGAAGGGAGGCAGGGGGGGUUGCUACCACGACCCCCCCCCCUCGAUGAUGCAGUGACCACACUCAUCCCGCAUCAAAUCAUGCAAUCAGUGGCAGAGUGAGCGGCUCGCAGGUAGCAGCCGCUAAGGCUGUGAGUUUAAAUCUGUUCGGGGGCAUAGGGGGGGGGGCGUUUGACUCGGUCCAACUGCACCCAGGAGGUCACGCUCGUCCACCCAGGGGGGUCAUCCUCGUCCACCCAGGGGGAGAGAGCCUCAAGUCGUCCCGCCUGGCGAUCCACAUCCACCCAUGCUCAUCUUCAUGCUCAUCUUCCAGAUAAUCAUCAUCUCCAUCAUCAGCAUCACAAUCUUGAUUUAUCCUGGAAGAUUUCCGAUGCGUUUGAAGAUCUUUUUUCACAGAUGUCCAAUAGGGGUUCGCGGGUCAGCGAGAAAAAGUAAUUAAGUCGCUAAAAAUAAAUUAAUAUGUUCGUU